CUCAAAUCGAAAUUCAAUUUACAUUUUCAACAAAAAAAAAUUCCACAUCAAUCCGAGAAAGGUGUUUAAUUUUGAAUUUUGAAAAAAUCAAAUCGGCAAAAUGGCAACCAAACAACAAAUUGUUCUUGUAACCGGUGGUUCCGGUCUUGUUGGCCAAGCAAUUCGUAUGAUUGUCGAACAACAACAACAACAACAAGAAUCUUCAUCGAAUAAUAAAUAUCAAUUUAUAUUUGUUAGUACAAAAGAUGGUGAUCUUUCCAUUUUGAAUGAAGCACGACAAAUAUUUGAAAAAUAUCGACCAAAUUAUGUUAUACAUUUAGCAGCAAUGGUUGGCGGUCUAUUUCGUAAUCUAAAAUAUAAUCUGGAAUUUCUUCGUACAAAUUUAGCUAUUAAUGAUAAUGUAUUAUUGUUGGCAAAAGAAUUUCAUGUUCAAAAAUGUAUAUCAUGUCUAUCGACAUGUAUAUUUCCGGAUAAAACCACAUAUCCAAUCGAUGAAACAAUGAUACAUUUAGGACCACCACAUCAAUCGAAUUUUGGUUAUUCAUAUGCAAAACGUAUGAUCGAUAUUCUGAAUCAUGCAUAUUCGGAUCAUUUUAAAAAUAAUCCCGCUGAUUAUGUUGUUGACGGUUCGAAUCAGUUGCCAAUUUUUACAUCAAUAAUACCUACAAAUGUUUAUGGGCCAUAUGAUAAUUUUAAUCUUGAAGAUUCACAUGUUAUACCUGGAUUGAUUUACAAAGCUUAUAAUGCUGUUCAGGAUGCUAAAUUGAAAAAUUCAAAUACGGCUAAAUUAUUGGUAUUUGGUAGUGGUCAACCACGACGACAAUUUAUCUAUUCAUUAGAUCUGGCCCGAUUAAUUCUAUGGACAAUGGAAAAUUAUAAUGAAAUUGAACCAAUAAUAUUGAGUGUUGAUGAAUCGGAUGAGCUGAGUAUUGGUGAAGCAGCUAAAUUGGUUGCCGAAUCAUUCGAACGAUCAUAUCCUGAUAUACGGAUGGAAAUUCAAUUCGAUACGAAUUAUAGUGAUGGACAAUUUAAAAAAACUGCAAGUAAUUUAAAAUUACGUCGAUAUUUACCCGGAUUUCAAUUUACAUCAAUGUCCGAUGGUAUUCGUGAUACAAUUCGUUGGUUUAUAACCAAUUAUGAUGUGGCAAGAAAAUGAAUUUUUUUACACAAUUAUAAUUUGAAAAAAAAAUUUGAAACAUUCUUUUAUUAUUUCGCACUAAUAUUAUAUAAAUUUGUGAA
Molecule: messenger RNA, 1239 nt
Organism: Dermatophagoides pteronyssinus (European house dust mite)
Lineage: Eukaryota; Metazoa; Arthropoda; Arachnida; Sarcoptiformes; Pyroglyphidae
Gene: Gmer
Product: GDP-L-fucose synthase-like protein
Biological process (GO): nucleotide-sugar biosynthetic process
Molecular function (GO): GDP-L-fucose synthase activity
Source: RefSeq, a predicted model, not a curated record